Molecule: messenger RNA, 1065 nt
Organism: Alternaria arbusti
Lineage: Eukaryota; Fungi; Ascomycota; Dothideomycetes; Pleosporales; Pleosporaceae
Exons: 2
Coding region: 1-1065 (354 amino acids)
Biological process (GO): carbohydrate metabolic process
Source: RefSeq, a predicted model, not a curated record
AUGAUUCCGCAGGUUGUGAUCGACAAAGUUCUCUCCAAAGCGCAGGAAACUGCGUCACAUAGCUGGGAAUACGGCACCGUAUUUGAAGCGCUACUUGAGUACAGAGAUCCUCAUUACAGCAUAUUUCAUGACCCGUUCCCAGAGGGCAAAAUACCAGAGUUGACGGUAGAGGAUGUAGAAGCGUUACGAUAUGUGAAACCAUUCAUACAGACGAAUAGCGCAAGACUGUGCGAAGGUAACGCGCCUGACAAUCCUUACCUCUCCGCUGUAAAUCGCCAGCUGCACGACCUGCUUUCCACCACGCCCAGAUACAGCAAUGGCGCGAUAUCGCAUCGCGAUGCGUACCCUUCUUUGUGGGCAGACUUCAUCUACAUGGUGCCGCCUGCUCUUGCAUACCACGGUGUCUUCACCUCAGAUAUAGGCAUGUUGAAAGAGAGUGUACGGCAGUGCCAGCUAUACUGCGAGGUGCUGGGCACGUCGAAAGGGUAUUGGCAACACAUCGCCAAUGCCGAGGGCACGGACAGCGUGAAGAGCGAUGACGGCGCGUGGUGUACGAGUAAUGCCUGGGCUGCAGCUGGGAUGACUAGGGUCCUAGCAACACUGCGCAGAUCUCAAUAUGAAUCGGAAACCGCUGAUGAGCAGAAGACGCUACUAGAUAUGACGAAAGGCAUUCUUGACGGCGCGAUAGAGACUGAUACUGAUGCAUCCGGCCUGUUGCGCAACUAUCUCGAUGACGAGACAUGGUUUACAGAGGUUGCUGGGACAGCGUUGAUGGCAGCUACGGUCUUCAGAAUGGCGGUCCUCGAGCCUGGCAAAUUUGGGGAACGGUAUGUAGGAUGGGCGACGCGCAAGUUGGAGGCUGUCAGUCGCCAUCUAGAUGAGGAAACUGGAGUUGCGGCACCUGUGAUCAACUCACUGAAGGAGGGUCAGCGGACGCCGCUCAACGGUAUCAAUCCGGAGGGACAGGCUUUUGUCGUAUUGCUAUACGCUGCAUGGAGAGAUUGGAGGACUGUUGCAGAUAAUGCAUCAAUAGCGACGACCGGAUCUCACGCGUCGAGGACGUGA